Messenger RNA from Raphanus sativus (radish), 990 nucleotides. Its product is annotated as cytochrome b6-f complex iron-sulfur subunit, chloroplastic. The transcript is spliced from 5 exons. Gene Ontology annotation, molecular function: 2 iron, 2 sulfur cluster binding. Gene Ontology annotation, cellular component: plasma membrane. NCBI's taxonomy places the organism in Eukaryota, Viridiplantae, Streptophyta, Magnoliopsida, Brassicales, Brassicaceae. The record is from RefSeq and is a predicted model, not a curated record. Bases 131 to 826 code for a protein of 231 amino acids.
UGGCGCGUGCCUUAUCUCUGCUUCAGUGGUCUUAAAUCUCUCUUGCUUGAUCCAACUUUCUCUUCCUCCAUAUCAUCAAAACUCUCCAUAACCAAAACAGUUUUCACCAAGCUUUCGAAGGACUACAUCAAUGGCGUCCUCUCCCAUUUCCCCUGCUACUCAGCUUGGUUCGAGCAGAAGUGCCACUAUGUUGGCCAUGUCGCGUGGGAUGAUGUUUGUGAAGCCAACGAGGACGAGUCACCAGAUGGUGAGGAAGGAGAAGAUUGGUCUGAGAAUCGCUUGUCAGGCGACGAGUAUACCAGCAGACAACGUUCCAGACAUGGAAAAGAGGAAAACUUUGAAUCUUCUUCUUGUCGGGGCUCUUUCUCUCCCUACUGGCUUCAUGCUUGUCCCUUACGCUACCUUCUUUGCUCCUCCUGGAUCCGGAGGUGGAGGUGGUGGUACUCCAGCCAAGGAUGCACUUGGAAACGAUGUUAUUGCCGCAGAAUGGCUCAAGACUCAUGGUGCUGGUGAUCGAACCUUGACUCAAGGAUUGAAGGGAGAUCCAACUUACCUAGUUGUGGAGAACGACAAGACACUAGCGACCUACGGUAUAAACGCAGUGUGCACUCAUCUAGGAUGUGUUGUGCCGUGGAACAAAGCUGAGAACAAGUUCCUAUGUCCUUGCCAUGGAUCCCAAUACAAUGCACAAGGCAGAGUCGUUAGAGGUCCAGCUCCAUUGUCGCUUGCCUUGGCACAUGCGGAUAUUGAUGACGGUGGAAAGGUUGUGUUUGUUCCAUGGGUUGAAACUGACUUCAGGACUGGUGAUGCCCCUUGGUGGUCUUAAAUCUCUCUUACAACAAACUCUUUUUGUGGGGAGAAGAAUGGGGGAUGGCUGUCUUUUUGUGUUUGAAUGUUAUUAUAAUGUAAAACCUGUGUGUAAUCUCAUACAUUUCUUGGCAAAUUACUCUGUCAAUUCUUGCAUCUUUAUAUGAAUUUUAUGUUCAUUCA